Messenger RNA from Thlaspi arvense, 1287 nucleotides. NCBI's taxonomy places the organism in Eukaryota, Viridiplantae, Streptophyta, Magnoliopsida, Brassicales, Brassicaceae. The record is from the annotation of a GenBank genome assembly.
AUGGCGGACGAAAACCAGAACGACCAUAUGGAUGAGGAAGACGGCUUCAAGACGCCAGUUCCAGAGAAGAAGAGACAGAAGACGAAGAAGAUAGCAAUCGAAAAAGGGGAUCACGACGAAGACGCAACAAUAGACAUCAGUGUUAAUCAAAUCUCCGAGAAGCCCGAUAGAAUCCCUCCGGUUGUCGCUUAUUUCGCUUCAGGAUACGAUCCUUCUGCGCAAUCCGCCGGCGGAAAAUCUCCGGAGGUUACGGUUUACAGGCAUACGGAGAAGUCGAAGAGGAGGCUUCAGGUAGUGGUAAGCCCGCCUGGCUCAAGCGUGGAGUUCGUGGGCUCGAAUUACACCGGCGAGCAAACGGCGAGGCAGACUUGUGUCUAUUCACUGGGCGUUCUGGAUAAAGAGACUCAAACAUUGAAGAUUCUUCCGAUUGCUUACAAUAAGAUAUACAGAUUGGAGCCAAGAGUUAAGAAAUUCGAAUCAGAAGCUUCGGAAAGUGAGGUCAUACCACAGGAACUUAACGAAGAUGAACAACGAGAAGAACUUAACAAGAGUUUUGGUACAAAGAAAGCUAUUAACGAUGAGAAGAAGAGGCGUGCGAGAAAUCUUGGAGAUGGUGCUGAGGCCCUUGACGGUAGACUUGACAAGAUUGAUGUUAACGCGACUGCUCUCGAAAGCACAAGUGCUAUUGUUGCACGCAACAUUCCUCCUCAUAAUGCCUCUGCGACGACUCCAGGAGAUGCUUAUCCUAUAGAAAAGAUCAUCGAUAAUGGAGAGUGGGACUUCCUUCAAGAUGUUUAUAAGCUUCAAGCUGGAGCACCAACCGAUGCAUAUCCUGUAUUUGUCCGCAACAGGUUGCACAUGUUGCGGGAUAUCAGGGACGAAACCGAGAAGCAGACGGUUUCUUGUGUGUUAUCGUUACUAACCCAUCUGGUUAAGUUCAAGGACAUAAAUUCGAUGGAUGGCUUCGAUUCUGCCAAAAACCACAAGUUUCCGGCAAUCAUCCGACAGAAAUGUAAGAGCUUGUUCAAGGAUUCGGACGCAGACAGGAUGCCUGCUGAUAAGAUCAACCUUCUGAUAAGCUACGUUCUUGUGCUCUCCCUUCACGUGGAUAAGUUCAAGACCGACCCAGAAGACAUAGCUGCGGAUCUGAGGAUUAGCCCGGUCGGUCUAAGGAGGCAUUUUGAUGCCCUUGGAUGCAAAUUCGCGCGCGAGAAGAAAAUUUUUCUGGCGACCUUACCGGUCCCUCUCAAGUUCCCGGAGACGAGUAUGCGGAGGAAAAGACGAUAG